Molecule: messenger RNA, 507 nt
Organism: Candidozyma duobushaemuli
Lineage: Eukaryota; Fungi; Ascomycota; Pichiomycetes; Serinales; Metschnikowiaceae
Gene: NAT2
Product: Nat2p
Exons: 1
Coding region: 1-507 (168 amino acids)
Cellular component (GO): mitochondrion
Source: RefSeq, a predicted model, not a curated record
AUGAUAAGAUUUCAGCUGAACAAUGCAGUGAAGAAGCCGGAGCCCAAAGGUAUCAAGAAGUUGAUCAAGGACUACGGAUAUUCAGCUUUGGGUGUCUACCUCACUUUAAGUAUGUUGGACUUGCCGCUUUGUUAUUUACUUGUUCACCUGAUGGGCAAGGAGGAGAUCCAGCUGUAUGAGAACAAGGUGAAGCAGUACUUUGGCUACGGCAAGAGUGACGAACAAUUAGAGAAGGAACAAGAGAUUGAUAGAAUUCACGAGCAACAUGAGCCUGAGCCCGAGGGAGCCUGGUUUCCUUGGUUUUCCUGGACCGAGUUUGCUAUAGCAUAUGGUCUCCACAAGUCUGUGCUUAUCUUUGUCAGAGUGCCAUUGACAGCAGCCUUGACCCCACUGAUUGUCAAGUUGUUGCAAAGAUGGGGCUUCAAUAUUGGCUCUGCCGCUAAGGCUACACCUAGAUUCGGGACCAAAGUCACUAAAAAGAACAAGUGGUUCUCCUGGUUUUUCUAA